GAUCUGGAAUUGAAUUAGAUUAAACCCGGCAGUGCCGUGUGCAUACUUUCGACUUGACGUUGCAUUUGGAUUGUGCGGAACCAUGAAGAGCGAGCCAAUUAUCGAAAAGAUACGCAAUAAACUGAAGGAUUCAGAUCCUGAUCGACGAACUGUUUUAAGUGUGUUUCAAUUUAACUUUACUGAUGCCGAUGGCAAGCUAAUUAAAAGUACAGUAUUCGAUUUUAAAGAUUUAAACAUCUAUGAUGGCACAACUGAUGCAUCGGAUGCUGAAAUAACUAUUUCCGAUGAAGAUUUUUAUUUGGUGGGAACAAAAGAAAUAACUUUUGAUAAACUGUUAGCUGAGAAAAAGGUUUUAGUAAAGGGAGAUAUGACAGCCAUCGAUAAAAUACUUGCUAAGUUUCGUUCUGGAGCAGAGAAGUGAUCACAAGAAAAGCCUGCCUGAAUUUUCAUUUAAUAACAAUGACUAUUAUUACAUAUAUAUAUGUAUUUAGUUCCUUUUUUUAUUCUACAUAUAAUCUUAUAUAAUAUAUUGACUCAUGACACUUUUGAUGGAAGUAUGCGAUAUAAACGUUUGUACAUAUAUUUACAUGUAUGUAUGUACAUAUGUGUGCCCAUGAUUUUGAAAGUGUUAUAAGUCAAAAAUUUU
This is a messenger RNA of Ceratitis capitata (Mediterranean fruit fly), 646 nucleotides long. RefSeq lists its product as hypothetical. Bases 83 to 421 code for a protein of 112 amino acids. The record is from RefSeq and is a predicted model, not a curated record. Gene Ontology annotation, cellular component: cytosol. The transcript has 3 exons. NCBI's taxonomy places the organism in Eukaryota, Metazoa, Arthropoda, Insecta, Diptera, Tephritidae.